UCUUCCUGACCCACAGGGGGUCUUUCAAGCGCCAGGGCAGGAGUGCUGGAGAUGCGGGCAGCCCGGGCACUUCCGGAGGGAGUGUCCGUUGAUGGAGGUGGGCCAGGUGAUCCGGGUUGCGGGCUCUCCAGCCUCUUCCCCAGGUCCGGGACCGACGUACCGCGUUCCGGAUGGACCGUGGAGACCGAGGAAUGGGCGUCUCUCAGCUUCGCUAUGAGGACGAGGAGGAGGACCAUCAGUCCGUCUACAUAGGUGUCCCAGUGCCCCGGGGGUAUCGGCGCAAACGCAGGCGAAGGCGCUCAAAUCGUGAGUCGGACGACAUGGACAGGGACCGACAAUACAGCCAACAACGACCCCAAGAGCACAACCGCUACGGAGAUGUCGAGGAGGGACUCCUGGAUUCACACGAGCAGAGUCUCCAAGACAUCAACCGUACAAUGUCUCCUGCGGCAGAGCGGCUCCGUUACAUCCUCAAUGAAGAGGAUGACAUGCCCACGCCGACGCUCUUCACUGAGAUGGACACUCUACAGCGAGAAGGAGACGAGCUGGAGUGGAAGGAGUCGACGAUGUGGGAGAAGUUUGAAGAGAAGGUUGAAGAGGGAGGAGAAAGGUGGAGUAAACCACACGUGUCCACGCUGUCCCUGCACAGUCGGUUUGAGCUCAGGACGUGUCUCCAGACGGGAACCGUGCUGCUGGACCUUGAAGGCUACUCACUACCGCAGAUCAUUGAUGACAUCAUUGAGCGACAGAUAGAGGAAGGCAUGAUAUCUCCUGACCUAAGAGAGAAAAUCAGUUUUGUCCUGCUGAGGAAACAUCGACACCAGACCAAGAAGCCGAUCCACCGCUCGCUAGCCGACAUUGGCAAAUCCAGCUCCUCCUCCAAUCGUAAUGUAGGGCCCCGAGGUGGUCCGGGGACAGGUCCAGGGCCAAUAGCUAACUUUAAUCGAUCCACAGAGGACCUCCGAAUGAAGCAGCAGUCCGCCAACUAUGGUCACUUGCGUCAAGCCCAGAGUAGGAGUAUGAAUGAUAUUGCAGAUACAGGUGACGACUUUAAUCUGCUGUUUAUACUUAAGCAUUAUCUAAAAAAUAAAUUCAUGAAGAAAAUACCCAGAGAUGCAGAAGCAUCUAACGUCUUGGUGGGAGAAGUGGAUUUUCUGACCAAACCCUUUGUAGCCUUUGUCCGCCUGGCCCAGGCUACAACACUAGGAGGUCUCACCGAGGUCCCUGUUCCCACCAGAUUCUUGUUUAUUCUCUUGGGACCCCAAGGAAAAGCCAAAUCGUAUAAUGAGAUCGGACGAGCCAUCGCAACCUUAAUGGUGGAUGACCUCUUCAGUGAUGUAGCCUACAAGGCCAGAGAUCGCGAGGGCCUCAUCGCAGGCAUCGAUGAGUUUUUGGAUGAGGUGAUUGUGCUGCCGCCGGGAGAAUGGGAUCCCAAAAUUCACAUUGAGCCGCCCAAGAAAGUUCCCUCAGCUGACAAAAGGAAGGAGCUGGGGCAGGGGAACGGUACAGCUGGAGGAGGAGGAGGCCAUGCUGAGGACGAGGAGAUACCCCCGCAACAUGAACUCGGAGAGGAGCUGGCAUUCACUGGGCGUGUAAAGAUUAUCCGGGGUGUGAUGGGGAGUUUCCUGGGAACAGCUCUGGCUGGCUCUGUGUUCUGUCUCUUCAGCGGUCAGCCCCUCAUCAUACUCAGCUCCACUGGACCCAUCCUCAUCUUUGAAAAGCUCCUGUUUGAAUUCAGCAAGAACAACGGCAUAGAUUAUAUGGAGCUGCGCCUGUGGAUCGGCAUGCACUCCUGCCUGCAGUGUUAUAUAGCUACAGACGCCAGUUACAUCAUUAAAUACUUGACACGCUUCACCGAGGAGGGCUUCUCCAGCCUCAUCUCCUUCAUCUUCAUCUCUGAUGCCCUCAAGAAGAUGGUGGCCUCCUUUAAAUAUUACCCCAUCAACACCGACUUUAAGCCUGACUACGUCACCACCUACAAGUGUGAAUGCCUGGCUCCAGACCUGAUGGCUGCAAUGAUCUUCAAUGGUUUAGUUCCAAUACCCGAUAACAGCUCUAGUGUCUCUGGGUUGAAUGUGACAGGUUUGGACUGGACCCAGCUGGGCAAGAAGGAGUGUCUCAAGUACGGAGGCUCUCUGGUGGGAAUGACUUGUAAGUUUGUCCCUGAUCUGGACCUCAUGUCCUUCAUCCUCUUCUUCGGCACCUAUUCCAUGACUGUCACCCUCAAGAAGUUCAAGUUCAGUCGCUACUUCCCCACGAAGUUGAGGAAACUCAUAAGUGACUUCUCCAUCUUCAUGUCCAUCAUGACGUUCGUGGGGCUUGAUAUGUUGCUGGGACUCAAAACUCCGAAGCUAAUCGUCCCCACAGAGUUCAAGCGAACUCGGCCGGGUCGUGGCUGGCUGGUGAUGCCAUUCAGGAAGAACCCGUGGUGGAUUUAUCUGGCCAGCUCUGUCCCUGCACUGCUCGUCACUAUCCUCAUCUUCAUGGACCAGCAGAUCAGUGCCGUCAUUAUUAACCGCAAGGAGAAUAAACUCAAGAAAGGCUGCGGCUACCACCUGGAUCUGUUCUGGGUGGGCGUCCUGAUGGCCGUCUGCUCCUUCAUGGGCCUGCCCUGGUACGUUGCUGCCACCGUCAUCUCCAUCGCUCACAUCGACUCUCUGAAGAUGGAGAGCGAGUCGAGCGCUCCCGGAGAGCAGCCUCAGUUCCUCGGGGUGAGAGAACAAAGAAUGACAGGAAUUUUGGUGUUUGCCCUCACUGGAGUCUCCAUCUUCCUCGCUCCAAUACUUAAGUACAUCCCCAUGCCUGUGCUGUAUGGUGUCUUCCUCUACAUGGGCGUAGCUUCCCUCAGUGGAAUCCAGGAACACUGUUUCUGGGACAGGAUUAAGUUGUACAUGAUGCCGUCGAAGCACCAGCCUGACUUCCCUUACCUCCGUCAUGUGCCUCUGAGGAAGGUUCACCUGUUCACACUGGUCCAGAUCGCAUGCCUGGCUGUGCUCUGGAUACUUAAAUCCACCUUCUUGGCUAUUAUCUUCCCUAUUAUGAUUCUGGGUCUGAUGGUCGUCAGAAAGAUGCUGGACUUUGUCUUCUCCCAGCACGACCUGGCCUGGAUAGACGACCUCCUUCCUGGGAAAGAGAAAAAGAAGAAGGAUGAAGUUAAAAAGAAGGGAAAGGACAAGGACAAGAAGAAGGCCAAAGGAGACGACAGUGAGGAGGACAAGUGCCACGCCUACUCCAACCACUCACCCAGCACAGAUUCAGACUUGGAUCGCAGGUACUGUGUCGUCAAACUGCACAUCCCCUACAAAGAUCUUGUGCAUCCUGAUGUUGAGCCAUCUCAGUGGGGAGCAUACUGCGAGGCUGCUGACACACACAGCACUCUUUAACACACACACACAUGCACACAUGUGCAUGGGAAACGUGUCAUGCAGUUUAUUCACAGAUUAGAGUCAGUUCACACAUAGUGAAGCUAGUUUAAGUUAUAUCUCAGUCAACCAACGUGUGUGGAUUAGAAUAUUGUGUGAAUAUAAUAAACAUAUAUAUGUAUUAUGUCUGCCUGCCUAAUUAAAUUAACACAUUUUAAUUAAAAGCCUCACAUAAUUAAAUGAUCACAGCAAACACAGAUACAG
Molecule: messenger RNA, 3626 nt
Organism: Pseudoliparis swirei
Lineage: Eukaryota; Metazoa; Chordata; Actinopteri; Perciformes; Liparidae
Gene: slc4a5a
Product: solute carrier family 4 member 5a
Biological process (GO): transmembrane transport; bicarbonate transport; regulation of intracellular pH
Cellular component (GO): plasma membrane
Molecular function (GO): monoatomic anion transmembrane transporter activity; sodium:bicarbonate symporter activity; solute:inorganic anion antiporter activity
Source: RefSeq, a predicted model, not a curated record